This is a messenger RNA of Monopterus albus (swamp eel), 2602 nucleotides long. RefSeq names its product glucose-induced degradation protein 4 homolog. The record is from RefSeq and is a predicted model, not a curated record. Lineage: Eukaryota; Metazoa; Chordata; Actinopteri; Synbranchiformes; Synbranchidae. The transcript is spliced from 6 exons. Gene Ontology annotation, biological process: protein targeting to vacuole; negative regulation of gluconeogenesis; proteasome-mediated ubiquitin-dependent protein catabolic process. Bases 148 to 804 code for a protein of 218 amino acids. Gene Ontology annotation, cellular component: GID complex.
UUUCUGGGAGCUUGGUUUUUCGUAAACUGAACUGUUAUAGAGGAGACAGGGUGUACUUUGAUGUUGGUGGAUUUCUUCUGUCCUCUUUCACUUCUUCGUAUACGCCACCAGAAUCCAUUGCCCUAACGGCAGUUGAACGCGGGAGCCAUGCCUGUCCCGGCUGGAUACUUCAGCGACUCCUCCGCCGUGGCCUUCGCAUCCUCGGCCUCGCUUAUUCCGCCGCCACCGAUAAACACUCAGCAGCCCGGUGUUGUCACGUCCCUGCUGUAUAGCGGCUCCAAGUUCAGGGGCCACCAGAAAAGCAAGGGGAACUCUUACGACGUGGAGGUUGUUUUGCAGCAUGUCACAAUGGAGGAUUCCUACUUGUGUGGUUACCUGAAGAUAAAAGGACUGACCGAGGAAUACCCGACUCUGACCACGUUCUUCGCUGGAGAGAUCAUCAGCAUGAAGCGGCCAUUUCUCACCCGGAAAUGGGAUGCAGACGAGGACGUGGAUCGUAAGCAUUGGGGCAAGUUCCAGGCCUUCUACCAGUAUGCAAAGACAUUCAACUCGGAUGAUUUUGACUAUGAGGACCUAAAGAACUCAGACUUUAUUUUUAUGAGGUGGAAGGAGCAGUUUCUGGUCCCAGACCACACAAUCAAAGACAUCAGCGGAGCUUCCUUUGCUGGCUUCUACUACAUCUGCUUCCAGAAAUCCACAGCGACGAUUGAGGGCUACUACUACCACAGGAGCUCUGAAUGGUACCAGUCUCUAAACCUCACCCACGUUCCCGAGCACAGCGCAGCCAUCUACGAGUUCCGGUGACCCUGGCCAGCAUUGUGGAUCUUUUUUAGUUUUGUUUUAGUUUGAUGGACAAAGAGCUGAGGCAAAGCUGUGGUCUUCAGAUGCUACUGGGGAGGAAAAGGUUAACCAGUAGAGGGCAGAAUGUGGGCUUUGGUGAAGUUGCAAACUCUCACAUGUUCCCAAUAAGUGAACAGACAGCUGCUUUACCAGUGGAUGAGACACAGGACAAAUGAAUGUAUGGAUGGAUGAGGUAAGAGGAAGGAGAAGAAGAAAGGGCAGUUCUGCUCCCUGGCUGGAGCUUAUAAAGUUAGAACCAGCAGCAAAGACUGGGUGUGGUUCAUAUUGUGUACCCCUUUCUUCAUUUGUUUUAAUGUGUGCUUUAAAAAAAAAAAAUGCUUCGCACAGUAUCUCAAGACACUUUGUAAGCUGAGUUGGAAAUUCCCUCUUGUUUUGCAACUCGAAACGUUUCCAGCUUUCAUCCAGCCGAGGCAGAAUGACUGCGAUUUGACAAGGAUUCCACCGAGGAGUCUGCUCUUAUAAACAUGAACUCUUAAGAAAUAUAUCGCCAAGUCUGUGUGAAAGAAAAGCAAAAGAGAAGAAUCAUGAUUAGCGCUCUUCAGGUGUUAGGUUUGGAGCUUGAACCAGCUCAUAAGCUAGAAUGACAGUAUUUUUUAAAGCUAAGCUGGUUCUGUGUUUGCCUGCAGAGAGGAUGUGUAGUUAUUUUACUGGACACAGAGUGGCACUUUCAGACGUUGCAAUGCGAGUGACGCAUGAAACGAGCUCCUCCGCUGUGUUCAUAAAAUUGCUUGGGAGUUUAUUACCAUGUGAUUGCUGUGGAUCAUGUUCUUUUGAGUUACAUUUGCACAAAGAUGGACUAGUGAGGAGUGUGGAUAGGUUUCCAGGUGGCAAGUCAAGCUUUUGACUAGUUUUUAAAGAUUUGGAGCCAAAACAAUCACAAAGUAUUGAAAAAAGAGUAUUUUUGUCUUGCACUCUGUAUUAAAAAGAAUAACUUUUUACUCCUUAUGUCAUUUUAAAUUAAGGUCCCCACAUUUGUCUCCUUGACUAUGCAACAUUAUCUAAACAUAAAACUUUCAAUUUUCAGAGACAGAAUUUUAUUCUUUCCUUUAUAGUAUAUGGAAAAAAAAUCUAUCUACCUUAAGGAAAUAUUUUUGUUAAGUUGCCUAUGAAAACAUUCCCCUUCGUGUUUCAAUGAAUCAUGUUGCCCUUCUGUGUGAUGGUGCCAUGUUUUUAAAGCUUAUCAGAGUUGUAUUAUAACAGAUGACAAGUGUGUUUGUUUGAGUAGCCUGGAUUUGAUUAAUGGUGUGACUGUAAAAAAGAAAACAUGGAUUGUGGUUAAAAAAAGAAAUGUGUUUUUUGUUUUAAAUUCAUAUAUAGUUUUAUUUCCCAAGAAUAUUUUCAUACCUCAACUCAUAUUUAUGAUCAAGCUGUUUACUGACCAAGGGAUCGUUGUAUCGAGUUGAAUCAAAAUUCAAAGUAUCUGUCAACACACAGGGAAAAAAAAAAUCAAAUAAUAAAAUUUGCAUGGUAAAAGUGUAUUAAAUAGAACACUAGCAGGCACGUUUGCUCUGUACUCCCCCUGGGUUGUUUGUACAAGCUAGUGGUGGUUUUAUCACAGAGUCAACAAAUGAAUGACAUAUAAAAACAUAGGAAUGUGCAUUAGCAGCUAAGUAAAAUGCAGCUUUUGAAGACAAAAAUAAACAGAAUUUUUUUUAUAUGUAAUAUGUAAGUGUACAUAGGUUCAGACCUGUCUUAGUGACGUUAAGGACAAGCCCAAAAUAAAAUCAGACUCUGCAGCCGU